Molecule: messenger RNA, 1706 nt
Organism: Saccostrea cuccullata (small rock oyster)
Lineage: Eukaryota; Metazoa; Mollusca; Bivalvia; Ostreida; Ostreidae
Product: DNA ligase 1-like
Exons: 2
Coding region: 53-1600 (515 amino acids)
Source: RefSeq, a predicted model, not a curated record
AUCGAGACCAGACAGGAAAGAAUAUUGAACGUGUUUUUCUGUUAAUCAGAAUAUGGAAUCCUCAAACUCUAAAGGUUUUUGUAAAAAGAAAACCGAACUGACCAUGAUUAAAACCAAACUGACCAUGAUCAAAACUGAAUUAAAAAACAAGUAUGUGGUGGAAGCAUAUGAAAGAUUAAAGGAAAAAAAUGAUUUGAAAAGUUUGAAGCAGCUUCUCUUCUCAUGCCUUUGUCGAAUGGAAAUGUUUACAUCAUACUUUGUAAAUGAAGACAAUGUAUUCGAAGGAGUAAUGAAUGUGAUGGAGAUUGUUCAAAAUUUUCGGAAUCAAGAAAAGAGAUUUCAUGGAAAUGUUAGUGUGCCAGGACUUGACAGGUUUAUGAAUUCAUACUUUCAUUUUUGGAUACAAGCAGAGACUAGAAGCAAGUGCAAGUUUAAAAUUUCCAAAUUUUCAACUGUCAGUGAAAACUCUGAAAGAAAGGAAAUAAAACAGAGUUCAGACAAAGAUAAUAUUUCUAAAUCUACAACUGUCAGUGAAAACUUUGAGGGAAUGGAUGCAGAAAAGCAUACAGACUUACAACCAAAUGAGAGACAAAAUGAAAGAAUUAAAAAAGAACUAUUGCUUCCUCAGGUUUUGUAUAAAAAAUUUGAUGUUAAUGAAAAACUAUUUGGAAAACUUUACCCACCACAAAGGACUGGACCAAAAAUUUCUUCAGUUUCUCAUUGCAGGGAAAAAAGCUUUGAUGAAACAUCAGAGGAUGAACAGAAUAAAAUUCUUGGACUUGACUUCCUAGAAUUGCAAUCAACAAAAAUAAGAAAUAGAUAUGUGUUGGAGACAUUUAACUUUAAAAAGGGAGAUUUUAUAAAAAUCUAUGACUGUCUUUGUGAAUGGGAAGGCAUAGCUCAAGAGAGGGUUCAUUUACAAAACUUUGCUGCUGCAGUAAGGAAUACAGUAAGAGAGGCAGACAGAUUGAAAAAAUCUGGGAAUAAUCUGUAUGAUUCUUUCUUGAGGGAGUUUUUCAAAUUUCCUCUUAAUGAAAAAAGGAAAGGAAGUAUCAAGGAGAUGGGGGGAAAAGAGAGGGAGAAAAAGAAAAGAAAAAGAGAGGAGAGAAAUAAAAGUGCAUCAACUGAAACACAAACACCACUUUAUGAUGAAGUGAAAGAAAUAAAGAAAGAAGUAAAUGUCGUUGACACAACAGUGGUGAAGAAACCAAAAAAGAGCAAUGAAGAAACCAUGAAACAAAAAGUUAUGAAAGUAAAAAUUGGAAAGGUUGAUGGAAAAAAAUCUGCAGUGAGAAGAGACCAAAAAUGCAGGACAAAACCAAAGAACUCUAACAUGGCUAAGAAAAGGAAGAGCACAGGAAAGAGGAAAAGGAGAUUAGAUGUGCUGGAAUUGCAAAUGAGAAUGAAAUUACAGCAGCAAAGAAAACUUUAUCAGAAAAUUAAAAGACAGAAUAAUCUGCUUGUCAGACAAAGGAAACAUAUUCGAGUGCUCAAACGGAAAUUGGCAGGUGUUUGCUCAACAAGUAUAUGUAAAGGAGUUCAGUGUUCCUUACUUGAAGCAACUCCAAAGACUCUCUUAGUUAGAGUACUGAAACCAUGAUGAGAGAACAAUAUUUUCAGGAAGACUUUUACAAAAAGAAAAUCAUUGUCAAAAUUUAAGAGAGAGAUGGGGGGGGGGGGGGAUGAGGAAAGGUGAUUGGGUUCAA